GAUACCUCCUCAUCCACCUGGAAUUGUAACAGGGUAUCAAGGGUUAAUUCUGGAAUUUGGUUCAUAAUGUCGUAUGGUACGUCAUGGAAGGUUUGGAAUGGCGCUGGACACGGAUGGUGGUGAAAGAUCGGAAGAAUCGGUCAAUGAUCCAGUACUUAGAAAACCAGAUAGUCCAUUACGUGAGGACUCGGCGGUAUCAGAGGUAAUGAUUGAUCUCCAUAAACUCGGCUCCCUCGUCUUCUAAGGCCAACCACGUUCCGGGACUCCUCCUCCCCCCCCCCCCCUCUUCGUUUCGAGGCCUCAUUGAAGCUGUCUGGAUGUUGGUCUGACCUAUGGCAGCCUCGUUCAGUGAUCAUCCGUCUCCUGGAAUGCGACUGACCUGUUAGUGGGAGCGAAAGAGAAGUCAGGAGAAAGGAAUUUGUAUAACGUUCUUCAACCUUGCUCCGGCGUUCCGCACCCGCAACAAUAAUAACAAGGAAAAAGGUGGAACACCUGUGCUCAAGGUACACAAUGCCCUUGAUGUGGUGGAAGCCUCAGUCUGCCUGCAUGGAUUAUACCGAGUUCCUGUGAAGGAUCGUCUACAGCGUCCCCGCUCUACCGGAGACAACAUCCGGAUCUGUUGCAGACUACACAUAUAUCAAGGCUUUCCGAUCUGGAUAACCAUCCUAUAGGAAUUGCGUUUUGACCCAGUCUCUUGGAUAUUACUGGUUUAUGUAAAGUCUCCCGGAUGGUGUUAUUUUGUAGGACAUGACGGACGUCUGCACUGGAGUCAGACGUCACUUCUCCAACGUUAAGUCUUUGCCAAACCAAUCUUUUUAAGUCGUGAGCGGUAAAAAUCUUCUCAAGCCACAUGCAGGGGGCUCUAGGAGAAAACAAAGUUGCGGACAGUAAUGUGAAAAAAAUUCUUAUGUCGUGUCUGAAAGGGCAGCAGGUCAUUAUCAAGAUGGAGGCCAUGAAGAUCAUACAGGCUGAGAAGUUCUCGGAAUGCCAGAACUCUCAGCCGCGGUACGGUCCGCCAUCGAGGAGGGAGCCUCCUCUAGUUGCCAAACGUGCCUGGCCCUCAGAUUCAGAAAUUAUUGUCAACCAGGCCUGCGGGGAGAUGCCCGUUCUGGAGAACGCUCCAAGCACCUUGGUUCUUGCCAGGACACCUCCACCGCCGAGACGGGAGAAGAUCUACCCUGGUCAACGGAAAGCUAGUACGGAAAUCUGUUACCAUCGUAAGACCCCUUCCGACGAAGUCAUCGUAAACCAGUAUGUGCUGCAUCCGUCCACCCCAUGUGAACCCUUAGAAUGUCCAACCUGUGGCCACAUGUACAAUUUCACGAACAAGAGGCCUCGGAUCUUAUCUUGUCUCCAUUCGGUGUGCGAGGAGUGCCUGCAGAUUCUCUACGAGUCGUGUCCCAAGUACAAAUUCAUUUCAUGCCCGACCUGCAAGAGGGAAACCGUGCUGUUUACAGACUAUGGCCUGGCAGCCCUCGCGGUGAACACCAGUAUUCUCAACAGGCUGCCAACCGAGGCCCUGUCGGCCAACCCCGUACAAUGGAACGGUGAAGCAGACCGCAGUUGCUACCAGACCUUUCGCCAGUACUGCGGGGCAGCCUGCAGCUGUCAGAUCCGCAAUCCACUGUCUUCCUGUACCAUCAUGUAGCUCGGUAACCGGGAUUGCCCUGGAGGACUAUGGUUACUUGUUCAGUAUUAUCUCCGAUGGUGGCAGGAGUGGGAUCCGGGGGCCGAUCCAGCCACUUCUAUAUCCAGACUUUGCCCUACAGACUGACGGUGACACCUGAACCGACCGACCAUCGUUUACAUCUUCCUUCCAUCUUGUCUUGGUGACUUCUCUCCAUAGUUUUGUCUCUUCCAGCACCUUCUCGUCUAUCCUGAACUCCAUCCUUCCUUAUCUCUUUCCUUCUUGUCUCCGUUUUUUUUUCUUACUUGACCUUUUUUCUAAGUGGUAAUGUAAAUAUGCAUGAACGGAACGGGUACAGGAAAGGACUCGGCGGACCCUCACACUCGGUUACAACCAGCUGUGCCACGUAAAUCACGGCACCAAGCACAACUCUGACCAUAAUGGUGGAUGGCAAAGCCACGGGUUGUUGGCGAAAGCUGCUGGUCACUCUGGAUCUAACCUACCCCCCCCCCCCCCAUCUCCCGGUGGGGUGGGCAUCAUCUGGCGCCUCCCUUUGUCUAAGUUGUUUUUUUGCCAAAGCUAUUGUUAUUAUUAUUAUUAUUAUUAUAUCAGUUGCUGAAAAAAGAAAUGAAACAGAAAUGAUAUAUAUUUUAAAUUAUUGUAUGUAUUUGAAAAACGUAAAAAAAAAAAAAAAGAAAAAAAGAAAAAGACAGAAAAAAAAAAAAAGCGAAAAACUGUGACUAUGUUAACCACUUUGCAGGUCCUUCUUGCAUCAGUUUAACCUGUUCUCUGCCGGCCAGGUCUGCAUUACGUUGCGGUGCGAUCUACUGAGGAUCUUGCUGGCGGAGAGGGGGGUUAUUUUUUGCGAUCUAUUUGUCCUGAUGAGAGAAUCAUGGUGGGGAAACUUGUACUUCUUGUGUAUGUUGAAGGCUGAGUAUUGAUCUUUCUACAGAGCCCUGCUAUCCAAUAGCUUGCUGACCGGGAACGGUUGUUGCUAUAGCUAAGCUUCCUCUUCAGCUGAAAUAACCAUCGACUACAUAAAUGGCUACAACACG
Molecule: messenger RNA, 2682 nt
Organism: Hyla sarda
Lineage: Eukaryota; Metazoa; Chordata; Amphibia; Anura; Hylidae
Gene: RNF208
Product: ring finger protein 208
Exons: 2
Coding region: 851-1648 (265 amino acids)
Biological process (GO): protein ubiquitination
Molecular function (GO): ubiquitin protein ligase activity
Source: RefSeq, a predicted model, not a curated record